Messenger RNA from Exophiala bonariae, 3657 nucleotides. RefSeq lists its product as uncharacterized. Gene Ontology annotation, biological process: heterochromatin formation. NCBI's taxonomy places the organism in Eukaryota, Fungi, Ascomycota, Eurotiomycetes, Chaetothyriales, Herpotrichiellaceae. The transcript is spliced from 2 exons. The record is from RefSeq and is a predicted model, not a curated record. The coding region runs from base 1 to 3657 and encodes 1218 amino acids. Gene Ontology annotation, cellular component: nucleus; ESC/E(Z) complex. Gene Ontology annotation, molecular function: histone H3K27 methyltransferase activity; chromatin binding; protein binding.
AUGGCGGUACCCUUGGCCACCCAACGAGCUUCAACAGAAUAUCCAGGGAGUAGUCCAUUACCUGUAUCACAACGAAGACCGGUGUCCUCAAAUGAAGAAAUCACCAUGGCUCGCCUCAGUCGAAUAUGGGGAUUCUCAAACCCUCUACCCAAGACGGGCAAUCCUUCAACUCGCCCAUCCACUCCGAAAUUAGCAGAACGAGAGAGUGUCUCUGCCCCACAGGUUUCAGCUCGCCAGCCAAAGGAAGCUGUGGCCACUACGAACAACAAAGUGCCUGACCAACAAGCACGCGGGUCCUCUGAUGUCUCUAAAAAGAGCUGCCAGCGUUGCGUUCGAACAGACACCACGUGUGAUGGACUACAACCCUGCACACCUUGUAAGAACACGCACUGCAGGUGCUCUUAUCAGACCAUGGUAGUUACACUCGUCUCAAAGUCAGCCAGGGCCAUGGAUGCCAACUCGAAACCCAAUCAUUCCGUGAACUCAGCACAAUUCCAUGUGACUGACCAUGGUAUUGAUGGUCACAUUGAACCUCACGAGCCCCAACAGAAGCCGGGACUCAGCUACGAUAUGGUCGCAAUUCAACCUGACCACGACGACACAUCUUCAGACGAAUUCGCCGCUCUCCUGGAAAUUGAUCUUAGUAUCGAAGCAGUCCGAAACCUAGUCAACAACCUGCAAAAGGAUCAACACGUUUGGCAAGAAAAAUCUGUUCAAGCAGACCUGAGACAGGCAACAUUUGAUAUGAAGACUAGACGCUUACCGGAUCUCGACCUGAAUAUGCCUGACCCUUUUCGUGUCGCAUUCGAAAAAAGAAAGGCCACAGAGUCGGAGGAUAUUCUCGAGACACCAGAGACCAAUGGUGUGGGCAAGACUUUGGCUCGGCCUCAACAGAAGAAAGUCUUGCUGACCAGAGCGGUCGAGAAACGCUUCAAGACUGGCGGCAACGUACUCCCGAAGUACAAGGCGAUAGGAAGAGUAUCUUCGACUUUUCUUGCCCCUAACUGCCACACUCAGAAAUACCGACCCUACGACGCGGAAGAUGAGAUUCAAGAUCCAGAGUCAACAGAAAAGUAUCUUGAACUCGAGCAACGAUUUAACAAUAAUUACGACGGUUUGAAAGCCCAACGGGACUGUCAAGAACUGAUAUGGCUCUGGAAGCCAUGGGUGGAGCAACUUCUUGGCUCUAUGCAGAUCAAAGCAGAACACGUGAUUUACUAUUUUGUUCGCGAUCAUUUCGAGCAGGAUCGGCAGCUCAAAGUGCCUUGGUCAAUGGAGUCUGGAAGGGCAUGGACAUCAGAGUGGACAAAAAGCUGCACAACUUGCGAGCUUGCAAGUCAGGAAGAAAGAAUUUCAAGCUUCAGUCGGAACAAAUUCGAUGAGCUAGAUCGACCUGAUGACCGGAGUUUGGCCCUUGCUGGUCUUGCAGCCUACGCAUUCCAUCAAUUGAGUCGAGUCAGCAUGUGGCACAUCGUCACAGGUGGCCUCAUCCAGCCGCCUCAUGAUGAAUGGGAGGAUGACGAGAAUGGGUCAGAACCAUGUCUGAUCUGUUUUCGCCAUCAUUGUCCAGCCCAUGGCAAUUUUGUUGAGCCCCGCGAUGAAGAUCAACCAGAGGAUACCAAAGCCUAUGUCAACGAUGAAGAGAAGAAGCAGAAUGUCAGAAAAUUCAUGUCUCUCCCUGCAGAUGAGCAAAAGGACCAGAAGCCACACUCCUGUGGCGUCUUUUGUGUUGAUCCGGCACAAAGCCUCCAGCAGAUAGUAGGCAGACAUCCAGAUGGCACUGUCGGUGGUGACAGUCGAGUAAACGAUCAAACACGGUCAUCAUUCCAAGAAAAUGAACUUUGCAGCAGUAGGUGUUUCUGGGAAGUUUCUCGGCGACGAAACCUCAAGAUAUCCGAAGCCAAGUUUGAACCUUUCCUGUCGAGGUCGCAUAGGGUUCUUGUUGAGAAGCUGAUGCGGUUUUAUCUCAACCACCUCAGAGGACCAUGCGUCAUCUCUCGAAUUGUCAAAGAUGUGACUUGUGAGAGUGUCUUUAAUCACAUGAUCUUUUGCAUGAUGCAAAACCCACACCCUUUUCUGGAUGGAGAUCCACUGUCUGACACCAAUUCUGCCCAGAGACUUCAGAUUGCCGCAAAGAAAAAGAGAAAGCCUGCGCCACCUAUGGAUACAUCCAAGAGUGGGGAUCUUGAUCAACGGCCUCCGUUUCAACCAUGCUCGCAUGAGGGGCCUUGCCACAAUGAUCCCAAGUGUAACUGCUACAGAUACAAGGUGCACUGUGAACGCUUCUGUGGCUGCGAUGACUCUUGCAAACGACGAUUCAGAGGUUGCACUUGCGUGGCCCGUGGAAACAAGGUUUGCUUCAAAGACAACCGCUGUGAGUGCUGGAAAUUGAAUCGAGAAUGUGACCCGUCCCUCUGUGGGAAAUGCGGCGUGUACGAAGUUCUAGAUUCUUACAACAAAUACAACGAUGACGUUCGCAAAGGAAGAUGCAGGAACAAUCGGAUUCAGCUCGGACUUCCAGCACCUACUACCAAGGCGCCAAGUCAAAUACAAGGCUAUGGCCUUUACAGCAGAACGGCCAUUCUCAAAGAAGAAUUCAUCGGCGAAUACACAGGUGAACUCAUCAGCAAGUCAGAAGGCAACAGAAGAGGUGCCAUGUAUCACGUUCUAGGGCAGGAGUACCUAUUCACCAUCAACAAAGCACAGGAGAUCGACGCAUCCAAUAACGGCAACAAGAUGAGAUUUAUGAAUAACUCUCAACGCGAAGAGCAUAUUAAUGUGGAGCCGAAGAUGCUCUGGUGCAGUGGCGUUGUGCGUGUCGGUCUUUUUGCCAAACGCGACAUCGAGGCCGGAGAGGAACUACUGUACAACUACAAUUACCCCGAAUCCAAGGUCCAAUAUUUUUGGGAACCUGGUGAGCGGCCAUCCAAUACACGAGCUGUCGUCCCGCUGUCCCAUGAGCGCACUGCACGGACGAUAACAGCGCCAAGUGCAGUUAAAGCUUUUGCAGACGCAGUGAAUAAUGACAGCCGCAGCCCAUCUCCCAUAGUCGCACGAUCCCGGAAGAGAAAACGAGUGUUGGACGAUAGUUCCUCCGAGCCUGAGGAAUUCAGGCAGGCUACUCGACCAGCUGGCACUGCCAGGCGUCCGCGCAGUGGGACCGGAACCUCACGCGUUCCUGAAAUUGGAGAUUCAGCAGAGUCAGACUAUCAAGUCAACGGGCGUUUUGCUGACGAGGAUGAGGCAGGAAGAGAAGGAGACUUCGAGGACGAUGCCGAUGGCUUUGUUGACGACCUUUCAGAACCGCCAGAGGAGAAAUCACGCAAACACAAGGCCUCUAAAUCUCGCUCAUCUAACAUCAUCAUCGGAGCAACCAGCAGACGGGCGAAGAAACGCUCGCGGGUCAGUGGCGCACCUGCGGCUCGUCGGGUGUACAAAAUGAAGGAUCAAUUGGACGGAAUGGCAACGGCCAGUAGAGCUGCGAGGGUCAAGUCUCUGAGCCGCUCAAAUCAUACGAAGAAUAAAGCGGGAAAGUUGGUGAUUAGGAAGCGCAAGAUAGGGCCGAAUGAUGGUCGAUUUGGUGGGAGAGCGCAACAGUUGGCGUGGGAGACGAGAAGGUUGAAUGAAGCGCGGGCGAACGCAGGCUCAAACAGCUGA